Molecule: messenger RNA, 5500 nt
Organism: Cheilinus undulatus (humphead wrasse)
Lineage: Eukaryota; Metazoa; Chordata; Actinopteri; Labriformes; Labridae
Gene: itgb1a
Product: integrin, beta 1a
Exons: 17
Coding region: 361-2772 (803 amino acids)
Biological process (GO): cell migration; cell-matrix adhesion; integrin-mediated signaling pathway
Cellular component (GO): focal adhesion; cell surface; integrin complex
Molecular function (GO): collagen binding involved in cell-matrix adhesion; fibronectin binding; laminin binding
Source: RefSeq, a predicted model, not a curated record
AGGAGCGGAACUUGGGGGUUCAUUUCUCGCCUUUCUCUUGAUUUGUAUCGAGGGGGGAAAAGGUCCACGCUGACGCCUCGGGGAUAUAGUUUCCUUUGCCAGUUAAUCGAACCGUUCCGGCAUUUGGUUCUUAUUCAGACUGUUUACAUUUUAAUCUCUGAGGAGGGAAGUUGAAGGGAAUGAGCAACAGAGGAAAUCUACCGUGACUGUAGUCGGAGGAGAGAGAGAGCGCGGCUCCCGGUGCCAACAGGGCAGAUAGUUGCUGCUGUCUGUCUGCAGAGCGGAUCAUCACUGGGAGCUGGGGAGGACCGUUAGCUUAACUUUAUCUGUAUGUAGCAGCGGAUAACGGCAAAAAAUAAGAUGGACCUGAAGCUGCUCUUCCUAUCUACACUGUUUGGAGUCCUUUGUCACAGUAGUGCUCAGAAAGAGGGGAACGAGUGCAUCAAUGCCAACGCCAAAUACUGCGGGGAGUGCAUCCAGGCUGGAGCCAAAUGCGGCUGGUGUACAGACCCGAACUUCCUGCAACAGGGAGAGACUGUGUCAACCCGCUGUGAUGAGGUGCAGUCUCUGAUCAACAGAGGCUGUAAUGAAACAAAGAUAGAAAGCCCAUCAGGGGAUCAGAAGAUCAUCAGAAACAAGGCAGUGACAAACCGCAAAAAGGGAGCAGAGAAACUGAAGCCGGAGGAGAUCACUCAGAUUCAGCCCCAGAAACUCAAACUUAUUCUCCGAUCUGGUCAGCCCCAGUCUUUUGACUUGAAGUUCAAACGAGCGGAGGAUUACCCCAUCGACCUGUACUACUUGAUGGACCUGUCCUACUCCAUGAAGGAUGAUCUGGAGAAUGUCAAGAACCUGGGAACCAGUCUGAUGCUGGAGAUGUCAGCGAUCACUUCAGACUUCAGGAUAGGUUUCGGCUCCUUUGUGGAAAAGACAGUCAUGCCGUACAUCAGCACCACUCCAGCCAAACUGCUGAACCCGUGCACAAGCGACCAAAACUGCACCAGCCCGUUCAGUUACAAGAACGUCCUGAAGCUGACCAAUGAUGGCAAGAAGUUCAACACCCUGGUGGGUCAGCAGCACAUCUCUGGAAACCUGGACUCUCCUGAAGGGGGCUUUGAUGCCAUCAUGCAAGUGGCUGUAUGCGGGGACCAAAUUGGAUGGAGGAAUGUGACUCGUCUGCUGGUGUUCUCCACCGAUGCCGGCUUCCACUUUGCUGGCGAUGGUAAACUUGGUGGCAUCGUUCUGCCGAAUGACGGGAAAUGUCACCUGGAGAAUAACGUUUACACCAUGAGCCACUACUAUGACUAUCCCUCCAUUGCUCACCUGGUUCAGAAGCUGAGCGACAACAACAUUCAGACCAUCUUUGCAGUCACAGAAGAAUUCCAGCCUGUUUACCAAGAGCUGAAAAAUCUGAUUCCAAAGUCUGCUGUAGGCACUCUGUCUGCCAACUCCAGCAAUGUCAUCAACCUUAUUAUAGAUGCUUAUAAUUCCCUCUCAUCUGAGGUCAUUUUGGAGAACAGCAAGCUUCCAGAGGGAGUGUCCAUAGCUUACACUUCCCGCUGUAAGAACGGAGUGGUUAGUGAAGGCGAGAACGGACGAAAGUGCUCCAACAUCUCUAUUGGGGAUGAGGUCAUGUUCACCAUCAGUGUGACAUCCAAGGGGUGUCCCAAACAAGGCAAGCCUGAGAUCAUUAAAAUCAAGCCCCUGGGAUUCACAGAGGAGGUGGAGGUAACCCUCAACUUCAUUUGUGAGUGUGACUGCCACAAAGACGGCAUCGAGAACAGUGACCUGUGCACCUUUGGUAACGGCACCUACGAGUGUGGAGCCUGCAAGUGUAAUGAAGGACGUGUGGGCAGACAAUGUGAAUGCAGCAGCAACGAUGUAGCCACAGAGGACAUGGACCGGACCUGCCGUAAAGACAACGGGACAGACAUCUGCAGCAACAACGGAGACUGUGUGUGUGGCACAUGUGAGUGCAAGAAGAGAGACAACCCUGAAGAGAGGUACAGCGGUCAGUACUGUGAGUGUGACAACUUCAACUGUGACCGCUCUGGAAACAAGCUGUGUGGAGGGCAUGGCCGCUGUGAGUGCAGAGUGUGUGUCUGUGACCCCAUGUGGACUGGAAGUGCUUGUGAUUGCUCUCUGGACAAUAGUACAUGUAUGGCCAGCAACAAGCAGGUCUGUAACGGCAGAGGGACAUGUGAAUGCGGUACCUGCAAGUGCACUGAUGCCAAAUUUCAGGGGCCCACCUGUGAGACCUGCCCUACCUGUCCAGGAGUCUGCACACAACACAAGGAGUGCGUCCAGUGUCGGGCAUUUGGCACUGGAGAGAAGAAAGACGUAUGUGAGAAAGAGUGCAGUGACUUCAACCUGAUCAAAGUUAGAGACAGAGACAAGCUGCCACAGCCAAACGACGCUUCCUACCCCGUGAUGCACUGCAAGGAGAGGGACGCCAAUGACUGCUGGUUCUACUACACCUACGCCGUCAACAACGACACGGAGACGGAGGUCCAUGUGGUCGACACUCUGGACUGCCCUGCUGGUCCUGACAUCAUCCCCAUCGUAGCAGGCGUGGUCGCCGGCAUCGUCCUGAUUGGCUUAGCCCUGCUGCUCAUCUGGAAACUUCUGAUGAUCAUCCACGAUAGGAGAGAGUUUGCCAAGUUCGAGAAGGAAAAGAUGAACGCCAAAUGGGACACGCAAGAAAACCCCAUAUACAAGAGUCCCAUUAAUCAGUUCCAGAACCCAAACUAUGGCCGUAAAGCUGCUGUCCUCUAAGGUGAAAAUCCCAUUUAUAAAAGUGCUGUCACGACUGUGGUCAAUCCUAAAUACGAAGGAAAAUAAUGGCUCCAUAGUUCUGUAAUAAACUCUGCUAUCAAGUACCAUCUGAAAACUGCAGUAUUCACCGUGGAUCUGGUGGGAUCUGAAGGAGAAACCGUGGUGGAAUUUGUCCCUUUUUUUGUCGCUUUUACUGUUACGAUGUACCCUACGGCCACUGCAUCUGUCUUUUUACUAACACUUUUGAUUUAUAUGCAUUUGUUGUAUUUUUAGAUGUACAGUAUACAGUAUGUGUAUAUACUUUUAAGUUGCAUAUUUGCAGAAAUGAUGAAAAUGAAGGUGCUUUUUUUUUCCUGCCGCAGGACUGGUAUGGGCAGAGGAAUAGCUUUUUUUUUUUACCAACGCAGCAUGGACAUUUUGGAUAUGAACAAGAAUUUCCCAGCUUCUGUCUCACUAGUCUGUCUUCACGUCUCUCUGUGCACUGAUUUGAUUUUGUGUGUUGGAGACAAGACCUGAGUUUUGAAAUCAUCAGCCAUAGAAGCACAUUAUGUCGAAGUGUGUGUAUAUAUAGAAAAAAAUCUGCAACAGGAAGUAUCGAGUAAUAUUUAGCAUUCAACAUCGAUUGGACAGUUGUGUUGGAUCUCUUACGCAGUGGUUGUAAAUGUAGUUUUUAAACUGCAGCCAGAAAAGGUUUUAUUGUAGCCUUUUAUGGAGGAUUGAAUACACGAGAUAAAGAUUAAUAUCACAAGGUGUUGUUAUGCUUUCACAAAGGGACUGUAUACCACUUGUUUAACUAUUCAAACUGUAGCGGUGUUGCACAAUCAGAGGAUUUGUAUAGCGAUUAUCAUGCAACUAAGAAAUGAAAUUUUUUUUUUUUUUUUUGCUAACUGCUGCAGCUCUAUCACUUAUUCUCAGGUCCUUUCCUGUGUUUUUCAAGUACGCCAAAAAUGCUCUUUGUUCAGUGGACUGGUCACCUAAACUCCCCAAAAAAUAAAGGGAACACUUAAAACACAUCCCACAUCUCGAUGAUUGAAAUAUUCCAGUUUAAAAUCUUUAUUCAUUACAUAGUCGAAUGCGUUGAGAACAAAAUAACAUAAGAACAAUCAAUGGAAACCUAAAUCAUUAACCCAUGAAGGACUGGAUUCAGAAUCAUACUCAAAAAAGUAAAGUGGAAAAAUCAGAUCACAGGCUGAUCUAACUUCUGCAAAAUCCCUUAAGACAACUCAAAAUGAGUCCCAGUUGUGUGUAUGGCCUCCACAUUGCGUAUGCACUCCCUACACCGUCUCAGCAUGCUCCUGAUGAGACCAUGGAUGGUCUCCUGAAAGAUAUCCUCCUAGAUCUAGAUCAGGGCAUCAGUCAGCUCCUGGACAUUCUGUGGUGCAACAUGGCGGCGGUGGAUGGGAUGAGACAUAAUGUCCCAGAAGUAGCAUCAAUGCCAUCGUCAUGCAGGAACUACUGACACACUCCAGCUACAUGAGGUUGAGCAUUGCCAUGUAUCAGAAGGAACCCAGGGCCUAUUGCACCAACAUAAUGUCUGUCAAUGGGUCUGAGGACCGCAUCCCAGUACCUAAUGGCAGUCAGGGUACCUCUGGCUAGCACAUGGAGGUCUGUGCGGCCCUCCUAAGAUAUCUCUCCCCAGACCAUCACUGACCCACCGCCAAACCUGUCCUACUAAAGGAUGUUGCAGGCAGCAGAACGUUCUCCACGGCGUCUCCAGACUCUCUCACGUCUGUCACGUGCUCAGUGUGAACCUGCUCUUAUCUGUAAAGAGCACAGGGCGCCAAUGGCAAAUCUGCCAGUUCUGGUGUUCUCUGGCAAAUGCCAGUCAGGCUGCAUGGUGCUGGGCUAUGAGCACAGGCCCCACUUAUAGGUGGUGGGCCCUCAUGCACCCUCAUGGACUCUGUUUUUGACACUUUGAGCAGAAACAUGCACAUUAGUGGCCUGCUGGACAUCAUUUUGUAGGGCUCUGGCAGUGCUCCUCCUGUUCCUCCUUGCACAAAGGAGCAGAUAGCAGUCUUGCUGCUGGGUUGUAGCCUUCCCAAAGUCCCUUCCACGUCUCCUGGUUUACUGGCCUGUCUCUUGGUAUCUCUUCCAUGCACUUGACAGUGUCUUGGGAGACACAGCAAACCUUCUAGCCAUGGUGCGCAUGGAUGUGCCAUCCUGGAUGAGCUGCACGACCUGGGCAACUUCUGUGGAUUGCAGAUACAGCCUCAUGCUACCACUAGGUGAGGGCACUGGAAAAAUGCAAAAGUAACCAGCCAGAAAGGAUGAGGAGAGGGACAUGGUCUGUGGCCACCACCUGCAAAACCAUUUCUUUAUAGGGGCUGUCUUGCCAAUUGCCUCUCCUUUCCACCUGUUGUCUGUCCCAUUUGCACAACAGCAGGUAAAAUUGAUUUACGAUCAGUGUUGCUUCCUAACUGGACAGGUUGAUAUCCUGGACGUGUGAUUGACUUGGAGUAACAUUGUGAUGAUUAUGUGUCCCCUUUAUUUUUUGAGCAGUUUAGUUUGCCUGAUUCAGUUGUGUUCAUCGUCUUUCUUCUCAGUAUUUGUUUAGACGUUAUACGAAUCACCUCUGAGAUGCUUUCACAGCCAAAUGCCUCUAAAACGCCGCACACAAGCCUUCACAGUGUUGUUUUCAAAGUGCCUUUUAUUUCAAUACCAUGUUCUCUCCCAAUGCUGUUAUGACUUAUUUAUUAAAUAAAUGACAAAAACUAUCCGUGUCUUUCUU